GACGUUGGAGAUGCAAUGAGAUAGUACUAACUAGAACUAUACUUUCGGGGUAAGUGAUAGGCGCGGUGGGCGUGUGACAAUCCGACAAUGGACGACAUGAGACAUGGAUGCUUGGUGACGAUGCUGUUACUGUUCCUGUCGACUGUGGCCGCUACACCUCAUCGGCAUCGCUUGUCUGAAACUGCCACCGACAGAUAUCUAACCAAGCAGGAACAGUGGUUCUCACAGACCCUCGACCACUACUCUCCCUAUGAUCACCGCAAGUUCCAGCAACGUUACUAUGAGUUCCUUGACUAUUUCCGGAUUCCUGAUGGACCCGUUUUUUUGGUAAUCUGUGGUGAAUAUUCAUGCAAUGGGAUAAGAAAUGACUAUAUUGCUGUUCUGGCAAAGAAAUUUGGAGCAGCUGUGGUUUCUCUUGAGCAUCGCUAUUAUGGAAAGAGUUCUCCAUUUAAAUCUCUGGCCACAAAAAAUCUAAGAUAUCUUUCAUCCAAGCAGGCACUCUUUGAUUUGGCUGUUUUUCGUCAGAAUUAUCAGGACUCCUUAAAUGCAAAACUUAAUAGAACAAAAACUGAAAAUCCCUGGUUUGUUUUUGGUGUCUCAUAUCCUGGAGCACUCAGUGCGUGGUUCCGUCUGAAAUUUCCCCAUUUAACAUGUGGAAGUCUUGCAAGUUCUGCUGUUGUUCUUGCUGUUUACAACUUCACAGAAUUUGAUCAGCAGAUUGGUGAGUCAGCGGGUGCUGAAUGUAAAGCAGCAUUACAAGAAACCACUCAACUUAUUGAGAAAAAACUGGCAACUGAUGGAAAGGCAUUGAAGGCUUCUUUCAAUGCAGCUGAUCUUGAAAUUGAUGGUGACUUCAUGUAUUUCUUGGCUGAUGCUGGUAUCACAGCGUUUCAAUAUGGAAAUCCAGAUAUCUUAUGCAAGCCUCUUGUUGAGGCAAAGAAGGAUGGAGAGGAUUUGGUGGAUGCUUAUGUCAAAUAUGUCAAAGAGAACUAUGGUGAAAGUACAGAAUCUUAUGACCAAGAGAACUUGAAAAACACUUCGGUCAGUGAAAACAGUUCUGAUAGACUUUGGUGGUUUCAAGUUUGCACUGAGGUUGCAUACUUUCAGGUGGCUCCCUCAAAUGAUAGUAUACGCUCCUCAAUAGUCGACACAAGAUACCAUUUGGACCUUUGCAAAAAUGUCUUUGGAAAGGGCAUCUUUCCUGAUGUUGGUGCAACUAAUUUAUAUUAUGGAGGCACAAAAAUUGCUGGUUCCAGAAUAGUAUUUACAAAUGGCUCACAGGAUCCUUGGCGCCGUGCAUCAAAACAAAUCUCAUCCCCUGAGAUGCCUUCUUACACUAUCACAUGUCACAAUUGUGGCCAUGGAGUUGACAUACGAGGAUGUCCUCAAGAUCCGUUUAACAUCGAAGGUAAUGAGAAGAAGUGCACAUCUCCUGAUGCAGUUCACAAAGUUAGGCAAAAGAUCAUAGAGCAUAUAGACUUAUGGCUAUCUCAGUGCGAGGACCCGGGCAGGAGUUGUAUAUGAUUAUGUGUAUGAGCUGCAUGAUGUACAAAGAUUGUCAUUUCAUACAAUAUACAUAUUACUGGUGGUGAUUUUAGGUCAUUCUUUUCCUACCAAUUGAUGCUAUUUGGCCAUCAUUUAGAACGUACGAGUAUCAUUGCUGAGGAUGAAUGUAGUUUGUGUUUGGAAUAAGUACAUUCAACGUCAAUGGAAAUGAAUGAAAUAAGUUGUUCA
This is a messenger RNA of Lotus japonicus, 1734 nucleotides long. Its product is annotated as probable serine protease EDA2. Gene Ontology annotation, molecular function: serine-type exopeptidase activity; dipeptidyl-peptidase activity. Gene Ontology annotation, biological process: proteolysis. Bases 88 to 1524 code for a protein of 478 amino acids. The record is from RefSeq and is a predicted model, not a curated record. Gene Ontology annotation, cellular component: vacuole. Lineage: Eukaryota; Viridiplantae; Streptophyta; Magnoliopsida; Fabales; Fabaceae. The transcript is spliced from 12 exons.